This is a messenger RNA of Oncorhynchus tshawytscha (Chinook salmon), 710 nucleotides long. Its product is annotated as urocortin-3-like. Gene Ontology annotation, molecular function: hormone activity; corticotropin-releasing hormone receptor 2 binding. The transcript has a single exon. NCBI's taxonomy places the organism in Eukaryota, Metazoa, Chordata, Actinopteri, Salmoniformes, Salmonidae. Gene Ontology annotation, biological process: hormone-mediated signaling pathway; cellular response to nutrient levels; adenylate cyclase-activating G protein-coupled receptor signaling pathway. The record is from RefSeq and is a predicted model, not a curated record. The coding region runs from base 7 to 384 and encodes 125 amino acids. Gene Ontology annotation, cellular component: extracellular region.
CUUACCAUGCAAGGAAUGCAUCUAAGUCUGUGUCUGGCUCUGCUGCUGCCAUGGUGCAACCAGUGCCAGAGAACGGACUCUGCCAGUGCCAAGCUGGGAAACGAAGACACGGGAAACCUGUUGGCUGUCAAACUCGUAAACCGCAGUGGCAUCCUGGGCCCUCUGCUCCCCCCAGAGUUCCAUCCAACACCCCGGCAGACCAGAGCCCCACGUCCGGCCUCCCAGGUCUCCAAGAGAGCCCAGCAAGGGUCCCGCUUCACCCUGUCCCUGGAUGUCCCCACCAGCAUCCUCAGUGUCCUCAUAGACCUUGCCAAGAACCACGACAUGAGAGCCAAGGCUGCUGCCAAUGCAGAGCUGAUGGCACGCAUUGGGAAAAGGAAAUAAGGGAUGGGGUCGUAUGGGCAAAGGCUAAGGGGGGCAAUUCUCAACUCACCAGGGUGGGUUUUCAAAAUCAGGUUAAGGGAUGGAUAGGUUAUGGGAAGGAAGGGUUGUUUUUAGAGGAAAAGACACAUCUUGAAGUCUUUAAUUAGUUUAGCCCUUUAUCUGUUUUAUAUUUCUAUUGCAUAAUUCUUACCUGAUUUUAUGCCAUAAAGAUCCACUGUCUGCCUGUACAGAAACGUUCUAUAAAAAGAAUGAUAGAACAAAUUGUGCUAAUUAAAUGUCACAUCAAAUAUAAGAUGAAGCUGGUCUUUUGUCUCCGCUACAGUGGG